Messenger RNA from Salvelinus namaycush (lake trout), 1634 nucleotides. RefSeq names its product piggyBac transposable element derived 5 (gene pgbd5). Gene Ontology annotation, molecular function: transposase activity. The record is from RefSeq and is a predicted model, not a curated record. The coding region runs from base 1 to 1560 and encodes 519 amino acids. The transcript is spliced from 7 exons. Gene Ontology annotation, biological process: non-replicative DNA transposition. Gene Ontology annotation, cellular component: nucleus. Lineage: Eukaryota; Metazoa; Chordata; Actinopteri; Salmoniformes; Salmonidae.
AUGGCGGAAUGUGGGAGGAAGGCGCUGUCUGUCCUGGAGGCGGCUCGCUCACGCUACGAGAGCUUGCAGAUCUCAGAUGAUGUUUUUGGGGAAUCGGGAGAUGACAGCAGCGACAAUCCCUUUUACAGCACUUCGGGUGACUCGAAUUCGGAUAACUGCUGCAUGGAGGCCGGCGACGAUCAAAGGUCAGGUGAGACUGUGAAUUGUCAAAGCGGAGGUCCACCCGGGUCCGUCUCAAUAACUCAAGCAGAAGAGGAUGGAUGGAGCGACACCCUGCAAGAUAUCACGGUGGCCCCAUACAACGAGACAUAUGGCCCUACCCAGAGAAUGCCAGCCACAGCCACUUGCAUGGACUUCUUCCAGCUCUUUGUGCCCGACAACGCCAUCCAGAACAUGGUGACGCAGACCAACAUGUACGCCAAGAAGUACCAGGAGCGCUUCGGCAGCGACGAGGGCUGGCGGAACGUGACGGCGGCCGAGAUGAAGGCCUUCCUGGGCUUUGUGACUUCCACCAGCGUUCACCGCUGUGAGUCAGUGCUCAGCAUCUGGAGCAGUGGCUUCUUUAGCAACCGCAGCAUCGCACUCAAGAUGAGCCAGGCGCGCUUCGAGAAGAUUCUCAAGUACUUCCACAUCGUGGCCUUCCGCUCCAGCCACGGCAGCCAUGGCCUCUACAAGAUCCAGCCCUUCCUGGACUCACUGCAGCAGUCGUUCGGCUGCAGCACCUUCCGCCCCUCACAGACUCAGGUGCUCCAUGAGCCCCUUAUUGACGAGGACCCGGUGUUCAUCACCACCUGUACGGAGAGAGAGCUGAGGAAGAGGAAAAAGAGGAAGUUCAGUCUGUGGGUCCGCCAGUGCACAUCCACUGGUUUCAUCUGUCAGAUCUAUGUGCAUCUGAAGGAGGGCCAGGGUCCUGAUGGGUUGGCCACCCUGAAGAACAAGCCUCAGCUCCACAGUAUGGUGGCCAAGCAGCUGUGUCAGAACCUCUCUGGCCGCAACAGCAUCAUCUUCACCGGGCCCAGCAUCACCAGCCUCAACCUGUACCAGGAGUUUGAGAAACAGGAGAUCUACUGCUGUGGGCUGCUGAGCACCAGGAAGAGUGACUGCACCGGCCUGCCCCAGUGCAUGCUGGUGAACCCUGAGAGCCCACAGCAGAGAGGCCAGUCCCGCAGCAUGAUGAGAGGCAACACCUCCCUCAUCAGCUGGUAUAACAAGGGACACUUCUGCUUCCUUACCAACGCCUAUUCACCUACCAAGGAAGGGAUGAUCAUCAAGAGGAAAAGUGGUGAGAUUCCCUGUCCGCUGGCUGUGGAGGCCUUCGCUGCACACCUCAGCUACAUCUGCAAGUAUGACGACAAGUACAGCAAGUAUUUCAUCUUCCACAAGCCCAACAAGACGUGGCAGCAGGUGUUCUGGCUGACCAUCAGCAUCGCCAUAAACAACGCCUAUAUCCUGUACAAGAUGUCUGAUGCCUACCACGUCAAGCGCUAUAGCCGAGCGCAGUUUGGAGAGAGACUGGUGAGGGAGCUGCUGGACUUAGAUGACUGCUCCCCCACCCAGUGAGGAGACCACGUAAUCUUUAUAAUAUACACCCACAUACACACUGUCACGUCUCACACGUACCCACACACACACAC